Cyanistes caeruleus (blue tit) is the source of this 999-nucleotide messenger RNA. The record is from RefSeq and is a predicted model, not a curated record. NCBI's taxonomy places the organism in Eukaryota, Metazoa, Chordata, Aves, Passeriformes, Paridae.
AAUGGAUCCCAGAAUCCCAGAAUGAAUCCCGGAAUGGAUCUCGGAAUGGAUCCUGGAAUGGAUCCCGGAAUGAAUCCCAGACUGAAUCCUGGAAUAAAUCCUGGAAUGGAUCCUGGAAUAAAUCCUGGAAUAAAUCCCAGAAUGGAUCCCAGACUGAAUCCCAGAAUGGAUCCUGGAAUAAAUCCCAGAAUGAAUCCCAGAAUGGAUCCCGGAAUGGAUCCUGGAAUGAAUCCCAGAAUGGAUCCCGGAAUGGAUCCCAGAAUGAAUCCCAGAACGGAUCCUGGAAUAAACCCUGGAAUAAAUCCCAGAAUGCAUCCUGGAAUGGAUCCCGGAAUGGAUCCUGGAAUGGAUCCUGGAAUAAAUCCUGGAAUAAAUCCUGGAAUGGAUCCCAGAAUGGAUCCUGGAAUAAAUCCCAGAAUGGAUCCCAGAAUGAAUCCCGGGAUGGAUCCUGGAAUAAAUCCUGGAAUAAAUCCCAGAAUGGAUCCCGGAAUGGAUCCUGGAAUGGAUCCUGGAAUAAAUCCUGGAAUAAAUCCCAGAAUGAAUCCCGGAAUGGAUCCUGGAAUAAAUCCUGGAAUAAAUCCCAGAAUGCAUCCUGGAAUGGAUCCCGGAGUGGAUCCCGGAAUGGAUCCUGGAAUGGAUCCCAGAAUGAAUCCUGGAAUGAAUCCCGGAAUGGAUCCCGGAAUGGAUCCCGGAAUGGAUCCUGGAAUGGAUCCUGGAAUAAAUCCCAGAAUGAAUCCCGGAAUGGAUCCUGGAAUGGAUCCUGGAAUGAAUCCUGGAAUGGAUCCUGGAAUGGAUCCCGGAAUGGAUCCCGGAAUGGAUCCCGGAAUGGAUCCUGGAAUAAAUCCCAGAAUGAUUCCCGGAAUCCCAAAAUCCCAGAAGGAAUCCCAGAAUCCCGAGGGAAUCCCGGCUGUUCCUCUGUGAAAAACGAGAUUCACAUAAUUUUUGAAUAGAAAUUAAAAGUUUAAUAAAAAUAACAAUUAAGAGAUAAAAAUUGUGAAA